Podarcis muralis (Common wall lizard) is the source of this 1337-nucleotide messenger RNA. Lineage: Eukaryota; Metazoa; Chordata; Lepidosauria; Squamata; Lacertidae. The record is from RefSeq and is a predicted model, not a curated record.
AUAGUUCUGAGACAGAUGCAGAGUGGGAUAAUGAUCUCCACUUAAAAGACUUGUUGGAAACAUGUGGGAUAUGUUUAUCAUAAGGAGAUCUGGGGUUCCUACACAUCAUAUAUUUAAAGUACACCCCUACCAAAACCCCUGGGAACUUUACCCCUCCGAGAGCUACAAUUCCCAGCCAAACUACAGUGUCCAGUUUUUACUUUUGUGGGGUAGAGGGAGAGAAGAGAAAUCUGUUUUAAAUGUAUGGUGUGUACACGGCCAAAUUGUGAAGAAGCAGACUUCAGACAAAGGCACUGUGCCGUCUUUUUGAGUAAUGUGUGUGUGUUUAUACAACCUUGUCUUUCUGGAUCUUCUAGUUGUGGGCAUGACUUCUGGAGCCAUACCAGAGCCUUUAAAGUGUAAUAUUUAAGCUUUUCACUCCCUCCGUCUGAUUACCAAAAGUAACUGUCUGUAUCCUGAUCGCAUUUGUCGGGGCUAAACUUGGUUGUAGAUUGACCUGGUAUAGACAGGUAUUUCCCGUUUUGUUCCCGCCUCGCAGCCAACAAGAGAUUGCCCCAAAGCAGUCAAAGUUUGGAUUCUGCUGGCUUCGCCUGUCACUGGUAAAGCCUUGCAUUUCCAGCUUGUGCCUUCCUUAUGAGCCUUCCAAGCACGAGGUGGCUGAUGACUGUUCUUGGACCGAAGUCAUGGGUAUGCUGGCUAGAUUUUUAUCUCUCCGUUCUCACCCUGCCGUAUAUGAGGAGAGAAGAAGGAGGAGGAUUUGCUGUCUAAUUAGCAGCAUUCCUGAGACGUGACUGGGUGGUGCUGCAGCCCUGUUGCGUUUGCUGCAGUCAGCUGCUCAACAAUCCAAAAGUGUUCCAGGAACUUACUCUGUUCUGGGACUAUUUGAAGAGAGACACAGAUGGACUGGUGGUUGGUGUUUCUCUCGGAAGAGAAGAGCAAUUUGUACUCUGUAUAAAGGAAUAUGGAUAAAUUUGGAAAGCAUGGCAGGUCUGGAUUUGUUAGGACUCGCAUUCCUAGACCUCAGGUCCUACUGCAGCCAAUCCAGCCUUCUGGUCAUCCAGGUGUUUGCAGAAAUUGCGCUUGCAGAAUGAGCCGCUUUCCUCGGAAAAGUUCCUCGGAGCUGCUGCAGUCAGAAUGCAGGCAUUCCAGGGCAGAUUCCUCGAGCAACUUAGCAAUGGAUACUUUUUGGCUAGAGGUGGAGAGCAUCAAAGAGAGUACCGAAUGUGAGCCGGACGAAUGCAACCUUACGGAUGCCAAGCCCCCAGAAGCUGUUGAACUGCCCAUGAUAGAUGCUGUGUAACUGCUUUUGGAAACCUCAGAGGAAGGCCACCUAGGUA